This is a messenger RNA of Naumovozyma castellii, 828 nucleotides long. RefSeq names its product centromeric DNA-binding histone H3-like protein CSE4 (gene CSE4). Bases 1 to 828 code for a protein of 275 amino acids. NCBI's taxonomy places the organism in Eukaryota, Fungi, Ascomycota, Saccharomycetes, Saccharomycetales, Saccharomycetaceae. The record is from RefSeq and is a predicted model, not a curated record. The transcript has a single exon.
AUGUCAAGCAGAAAAUUUGUAGAACAAGGCCAUGCUCAGAAUUCUAGUAGUCAUCUGUUCUCGAAUAUCCUCGAUAAUGAUAGUGGAUCAUUGAGCAAUAUAAAUAGAUUAACACUGGACCCGGAUAAUACAGAAGAUUUAUUACAGCAAGAAGUCAUCAACGAGCGGGCACUUUCUCUUUUACAAAGGACUAGAGAACGUAGAAACUUAUUACACCGAUUUGAAGAUAAAAGAAGGUAUUAUAACCAAGGGCAAGACGACGGAGAUUUAGAGUCUGUGGCCAGUAGUCAUUAUCGUUCUAAUGAUGUGGGUGGGAACUUUCAAUUUUUUGAUCAAGAAGAAGAUGAGGAUGAGGAAGGUAACGCCAUUGAUGACGAUUAUGGAACCCUAGAUCAAUCCAACAUUAUCGAUCGUCACCAAGAAAGAAGAAAAGGAAACAAACAUUCUCGUCAAGAAAGACACCAUCAAAGAGAACUCAAACAACGUGUUGAAAAGAUUAGAACUCAGAGACAGGUCGGAAAUACGAAAAAAUUUACUCCAAGUAGUUUAGCCCUAUAUGAGAUAAGGAAAUACCAACGAUCUUCAGAACUGUUGAUAUCGAAGAUUCCCUUUACUAAAUUAGUGAAGGAAGUCACUGAUGAAUUUACCGUGGAAGACCAACAACUUCAUUGGCAAUCGAUGGCCAUUGUCGCGUUACAGGAAGCCAGUGAAGCUUAUUUAGUGGGUUUAUUGGAGCAUGCCAAUUUAUUAGCCAUACAUGCCAAGAGGAUCACAUUAAUGAAGAAGGAUAUACAGUUGGCCAGAAGAAUUAGAGGUCAAUUCAUUUAG